Spirometra erinaceieuropaei is the source of this 3622-nucleotide messenger RNA. The record is from the annotation of a GenBank genome assembly. Lineage: Eukaryota; Metazoa; Platyhelminthes; Cestoda; Diphyllobothriidea; Diphyllobothriidae.
AUGUAUGUGCGCAAUUUCCUCUGCGAGCGCUAUAAGUGGGCUCUGUAAGUAAAAUCGGGUGAGCAACCUACCACAGUCUAAGUUGAACAAAAUUACACGGCCAAUGUUAGAAAUUUCUAACAUUGGCCGUUUUCCACUGCGUCCAUUGGACCCAGUCAGUCAACACCACUGCCCUCACUUGAGUAGACAACGCUUAUCAUUUUUUACUUUAGACACUCCACGGCCAUUUCGUCAUAUGUUUCCACGGCUACAAUUUCGACGGAAUUUAGCCAGCAGGUGCAAAAGGACAUGGCUGACAUAAAAGGUCAGUUAAUAAACACAAAUGUCCGGCUAGCGGCACUUGAGUAAGACUGUGAACAAUCUCCCUAACAAACUAUUAGGAGAAGGAACGAUUUCCUAGCUGAGCAACUUAUGGCUCUUCAUAGCAGUGUGCAGCAGAUGCAGGCGACACUAUCAGAUGUUGUCAAUGCAUUGCAGAGAGCCUCCAGCGCCGGUUCUGUCGCAUCCUCCUCCCUAAAUUUACCGCUGUGUACCGAGGAGGCAUACGAAAACUUUCUUCGUCGGCUCAGCGUAGAAGACGGCUUUGCAAACGAGGCGGUAUGUGCACAUCUACUUGACUGUUUUCAGGUCCGGCAACUGGCCAUGGUAGGUGGUCGAAAUGAGGCAGACUUCCUCAGAAACCUACUGACGAUUCUUUUGGGCCCGCCCUUAUGCCACAACUUCUGUUGGGCGGGCGGAUCCAAGGAGAAGAAGUCCUUCAUGGCCUGUCCACUUUUUUCUGUCCUUAAAGGUAAGUCCAGUUUUUGUUUAUUUUCCCGCGCAGAUGCAAUUGCCCAACAUCCCCGUUUUGCCAACUGCACUACAGAGAUAUUUCGACGGACAGCAAUCAGGUGGUUUCAUGGAUCACAGGACCGGUACGGAGGAAGAUCGACACGUCGGCGGAGCAUUCGUCAGGUACAAAAUUUGGGGAUUUUCAUCCACAUUUAUUUAGACUGCAGAAAUCACCACACCUGCCGCCACAUGCCCACAAUUAUCCCCCGCGAAAGAAGCGGUAAGCAAAUUUAUCAAAUUGCCAAUCCUACACAGCAUGCUAUUUACUUCAUGUGAUUUUUACUAUUACAGUAGAUGUACUUGUACUUGUACUCGAUACGGCCUCCGUUAUCCUCGCGAUGUUGUCGCAACGAGCGCGAACUAUCUCAUUUGAGACCAAGUCGGUUAACUUCACUCGAAGGAUGAUCCUCAAGCAGUGGUGGUCAAAUACCUACAGUUUUCGCUCAUCCGCCACGCGCAAAGCUCAGCAUUCACUACCGUAGAGAAGGACAGACCGGACAGACGCGAAACUUAGUGGCGAUGGAGAGGUCACGUCGGUUCCACAGGCAUGCAGGUAUGCAGCUGUAGAAUACGUUGGUCUUCCCAGCGUUUAUGGACAAACCGACCGACUUAGCGACCUCGUUCACCCAUGACACCAUAGACUGCAGAUCACCAAAACUUGACGGUAGUAAGGCGAUAUCAUUGGCAUACUCGAGAUCAGUCAGUCGAUGUCGGGGUGCAAAUUCAACGCCUUCACUGUCGCGUAGGGUCCUCCCGAGGAUCCAGUCAAUAGCGUAGUAGAACAGUAUGGGUGACAGGAUACAACCCUGUCGGACGCCAGGCAGAAUACCGAACGGUUGGGAAAGAUUGUUACGGACCACGACUCUCGCAGUCGUCGAACGAUAGUAGGCCUUGAUCAUGGCGAUGAUUUUUGCCGGUACACCAUCUAGCGCCUUUAUCCGCCACAGAGACUCACGGUGAACGGAAUCAGCUGCCCCAUAGACUGAUGUCUUCAGUGACGACCACUGCUUACUGACUUCUCCGUCGGCUCGGGCUGUAAAACAGGUCCGGAUUUCUCUGCUUAGGGCCUCGGCAGUGCUGGCUUGCCGGAUUUUUGCGACAUUGAGGCGUCUAGGACGUGGCAUUUUUGGUGCGGAUGAGAGAUGAACUUUCAAGCGUGUACGGACGAGGACAUGGUCCGACCCAUGGGCGUUACCAGUCUUGGCACCACGCAUCGAUCUGCUAUCGUGAACCCAGCUGCGGAACCUUCAGCUGACUUCUAUGUAGUCAAUCUGACUGGCCGUGCGACCGUAGUUUGAAUACCAGGUCAGCAGAUGUUUUUUGCGAUGCUGGAAGCAUGUGUUGGUGACAAUCAGCAGAUCGCGGCGAGGCAGUCUUUCAACUAGCGCUUGCAACUGAGAGUAAAACGCCUCUUUAUCGCGCUGUUCGGCAGCCGACGUUGGUGCGUACACAGCGACGAUGGAGAUGUUCGUGACGUUCGUACAUUUCAGCAUCCAAUACCGAGAGGCAGUCCCGCAGUUCCCGCGGACGCCGUAGCUUGGGCCGUAGUACUGUGAUCGGACAUGUUGCAUGGAGUUUCUUGGGAAUUUCCAAUACGUGCGGGUCCCCAACAGCCGCUCGGAUUGUUUGUUUGAGGUUGUCUCCUUUAGAAGAUGUGCUAACUCAUGAAAUGUCAACCACAACUUCGAAAUGCGUUCUCGUUUCAGGAAGAUAAAUGACGUAGUGUUGUAAAACGAACCAUGAUGCAGCAUAAGUCUAUAAUGAUUCAGUUACCUCAGGGUGUCGGCUUUGGAAAGAACUUAUUUUCGGCUGCAUGCAAGGUCUAUACUCUGCAAAAAAUGACUACUUAAGUAGCAUGCAAUUUUCUCAUUGAUUUUCCAUGCCUUUGAAAAUUCAAUUAUAUUUCGGGGAAAACGGACAUGAAAAUAUUCAUUCGUUUACUUAUUCGGUAGAACAUUACGUCUUCUUCCAAUUUCAUACUGAAAAGAAGAGUAUAAUUCGGUUUUAAAAAAGUUUCCAAUUGUGAGAUUUUGUAAUACCGUUAAAUGACCGUUCAUGAUACGUCAUGCAUCUACAUUUACGAAUGCGGCUUGUAAAGUUAACAAUAUUGCUCAAAUCCACUGCUUACUUUUAUGAACCUCAUAUGGUCUCCUCUGAACACCGAGGAGAUAUGCAUGGUUUUCCGUACACGGAAACUAUACAGCUUGUAGUUUUUAAACCCUGAAUGCAAGUGUAACGGCAGGUCGGGUUCAAAAUUAUUCGGGAAUUAGAAACUUUCUUAAAGCCCAAUUAUACUCUUCUUUUGAGUAUGUAAUUGGAAGAAGACGUGAUUUUCUACGGAAUAAGUAAAAGAAUAAAUAUUUUUAUGCAUGUUUUCCACGAAAUAUAAUGGAAAUUUCAAGGGCAUCGAAAAUAAAUGAGAAAAUUGCAUACUACUGAAGUAGUCAUUUUUUGCAGAGUAUAGAUUUUGCAUGCAGCCGAAGAUAAGUUCUUUCGAAAGCCGACACCCUGAGGUAACUGGAUCAUUAUAGAUUUAUGCUGCAUCAUGAUUCGUUUUACAACACUACUUAAUUCAUCUUUUUGAAACGAGAACGCAGUUCGAAAUUGUGGUUGACAUUUCAUGAGUUAGCACAUCUACUGUAAAAUCGUACGUAGUAGAUACAGUGUUUAAUUACUUUCGUUGCACCUGCAUUACGUAUGUCUUACGAAAUUUUUUUUUAUGCAGGAACUACCAAUGGCCAGUGGAAGUGACUUCUCAUUCUGGAUACGAAGGUCGCAGAAACCCCCCUGA